CCAACAUGUUUCCUUCCGAUUCUUGACAACUCGACGCACUCAAUAAAAUCAUACAGAAAAUGGUCUUCAUGCGCCAGGAAUGGGCUAUUCACACAAUUAUUCAAUGACCUCACCCACACAACAUUACAAUCAUCACGGGUCCCAAGUGGGUUCGACGCAGCUUCCUCCUUUCUCCGCUUUACAAGGGAUGGCACCUCCACCUUCGCCAUUUUCUGCGCAAUCACAUCGACCGUCGUCAGGGCAUUUGCCCCAACCACCAUCGCCCCCGCACCACGCGCUUCCCAUCUCUCUCCCGCCGAUGUCCCAGGGCCAGCCGCCUCGCAACAGUCGAUACUCUCAGAGUAACGAUCCUGCAUACUCAGAGACUUCCCACGGCUCGGGCGGUCACCCUCACUACUCAGAUGCUUCACCAGGCCGAAUGCAACCCCACCUGCAGCAGCUACAGCCAGGAUCAUCACAACAGGUUCACCGCACGCUUCUGCAUCACACUUCCCACCAUCGUCAAAACGUGCCUUCGUCCAACGUGACUUCGGUCGAAUCCUCCGAUGACGAGGGUGAACUGCCGGCUUCAGGACUAGCACGUCCCCUUCCUGCUUUACAAGACCUCGCCGCACUUGCCACUCAACAGGCCGAAAGGGGUGAUACGGGUAGUGCCAAUCGAACACGCAGCCCAUCUCCCGAGAAUAGUGGAUCUGGGCGUGACCGGUUGCAAGGAGGAAGAGCCUCGAAGCGCCGGAAAACGGUGCACGCAGCACGCAGCCUUCGAGACGCGAGAGAGCAGAAGCAUCAUCCAGACGUUGUCACAAAAUGUUUGAUAUCUGAAGAAGAAGCGCGAGCUCUUUUCCAAAUAUUUUACGAUGGUUGCUCAACGUUCCUUCCAAUUUUUGACAAGGCCCGGGACACUUAUGAUGCGCUUCAUGAGCGCUCACCGUUUUGCGUUAAUGCCAUUUGUAUGGUAGCCGCUAAGGUCAGGGAUGGUGGAGGCCCUGAAGGCGAGAUAUUCAAGAUUUGUCAGGAAGAAGUGCGAGGGAUGGCUUGUACGACCCUCUUUUCACCUGUCUCUCGGCAAGAAGCAAUACAGGCUACAAUCAUUGUUGCAGGGUGGUCGUCUGAUGGGGGUUGGCUCUCUUUAGGGCAUGCUGUCCGCAUGGCGUUUGAAUUCAACAUGCAUAAAGCUUGGCCGAAACUCCUGAAGAAGAUCCGUGCACGGCACCAAAAAACUCUUGGGGAAGAAGAUUUGCAAUUCGUUAUUUCCACCAGAACCUGGUUUUGUCUUUACCUCUACGAGCAUCAGUUGUCGUUCAGUACUGGUCGGCCGGCCAUCCUCCGCGAAGAUGACUCGGUGGCGGACUGCCGUGAAUUUCUCCUACAUCCUCUGACGAUCCCCGAUGACACACGUCUUGUUUCCAUGGUGGAACUUGCUAUGAUUCGUGAACGCUUGCAUAAAAAAUUGUCCCAUUCUGCUGAAGAGUCGACUUCUACCCCGCCUGAUGCCUAUGCCACUCUCCACAAAGCCAAUCAGGACUUCCAGCAAUGGAACGAUUAUUGGGAUGAGGAAUUUGCUCGCGGACACUAUCAGGACGUCGAGUGGCAGAACUUCCAGCGGCAAAGUUUGCAAGUUCAGCGAUACUUUGCAGAACUGUUCCACGGUGCGUCGGCACUGAGAGGGAUCCGAGGGAAGGAGGAUGUUCCCGGGCUGCCAAAGGAACAGAGGGACCUCGCACUGAGAUGUCUCGAAGUAGCGAAGAAAGGACUGGAGACUUGUGUAAAAUCCACUCACUAUAAGGAAGGAUUAAAAUAUGCUGUACACUACACUCACAUGAGCGCGACGUUCGCGGCCUCAUUCUUGAUUCGACUGGCCCGAUUGUUCCCCGAUGAGGUAGAUGUCCAUAUGGUUCGAAACAUUGCUGAAGACUUGGCUAAUGAGCUAUCACAAAUUCCAGCAGCAUCUCGUUAUGCGUUGACAUUACGGAUAAUGUUGAGAAAGGCACACCAACGAAAAGUUCUGCCACCACGUGUCCCCGAGAAUGGCGCUGAAAUGGCUCCCAAUCAUGUCCAAGAAAUGCUUCCACACCAGCCGCCGCUAACAGCAACGAACCACUAUCGAUCACCCUCUGAUCCAAUCCAGCAGCUUACACCUCCCGAUAUGCCUCCUGGCGGGGCGUCAAUACCAGUGCAACACAUAUACCCUCACGAGAUGCUUCGACAGCAGUAUGCUCAAAUGCUUCCUCAGCAUGAGCCGGAGAAUGGUGAAGUUCCUGUCUGGCUUUCCGAAUCGACUUUGGGGGAUCUUAAUCUCGCUCAAUAUUCUCUGGAAGCUUUCAUCGUCCCCGCAGAAUAUGGGGGUGAUCGGAUUUGGUAAACAGCCUCAAUGUAAUCUGAUAGAUGCGUAUCUCUAUAACCUUUGUUAUGGGCUUCUGCUGUAUCUUUGACUGGACAAAAUCAACGCAUGUAGUCGGUACUGUGUUCGGGAUGUAUUGAAUGUCAGUUAUGUUCGUCAGUUUCACGAAGGCAUUAGGCAUUCUAGU
This is a messenger RNA of Cantharellus anzutake, 2528 nucleotides long. RefSeq lists its product as uncharacterized. Gene Ontology annotation, cellular component: nucleus. Gene Ontology annotation, biological process: regulation of DNA-templated transcription; DNA-templated transcription. The transcript has 13 exons. Gene Ontology annotation, molecular function: transcription cis-regulatory region binding; zinc ion binding; DNA-binding transcription factor activity, RNA polymerase II-specific. The record is from RefSeq and is a predicted model, not a curated record. The coding region runs from base 80 to 2362 and encodes 760 amino acids. Lineage: Eukaryota; Fungi; Basidiomycota; Agaricomycetes; Cantharellales; Hydnaceae.